CCGGGCCGCCCGCAGCCGGGGACCCCUGCCCGCCCUCCGCCUCGUCCGCUGGGCUGUUGAACGAGCGCGUGUUCGCUCGCCGGCCUCCGCGUCCCCGUCUGUCCCCUUGUGGCGGGGCGCGGCUCGCGGCCCCUCAGUCGCGCUCGGCUCACGCGGCUCGGCUGGCCGGCUGGCGUGUCCUCCUCCCUGCCCGGCGGAGGCCUGACGCCGCGCUUUGGAAAGGGCCGGGCGCCCGCGCCGCGGGUGGCCUCUCUGCCUGUCUGCCUCCCUCAUGCCCAAGAGUCCCUGUCUCGUAGGGAAGCAGUCAGUCCCUUAACGCGGAGGGCCUGCCGGGCGAGAGAGAGCCCGGCCCGUGAGGACCGAGCUGCCCUGGGCCGCCUCCCCCUGCGCGGUCGGCAGCCGCAGCCGCAGUUGCAGCGUGGCGGAGAAUCCCGGGAGCAUCAAGGUUACUGACUUUCCAUGAUGUUUGGUGGUUAUGAAACUAUAGAAGCGUAUGAAGAUGACCUUUAUCGUGAAGAGUCAUCUAGUGAACUGAGUGUUGAUAGUGAGGUGGAAUUUCAGCUCUACAGCCAAGUUCAUUAUGCCCAAGAUCUUAGGAAUGUCACCAGGGAGGAAGAACAUGAAGAGAAGAACUCUGGGAAUUCUGAAUCAUCCAGUAGUAAACCAAAUCAGAAGAACUUAAUUAUCCUUUCAGAUAGUGAGGUCAUCCAGCUAUCAGAUGGGUCAGAGGUCAUCACUUUGUCUGACGAAGACAGUAUUUAUAGAUGUACAAGAAAGAACUUUAGAGUCCAAGCGAAAGAAAAGACCCACAGUCCUCCUGCUUCUCUUCAUUCUAAUGAAUUGGCUGAUAAGAAAUGCAAGAGGGAUAUUGAGAAGCCUAAACCCAAAGAGAGGUCUGGUACGAUCCGAGAGGUCAUGAUAAUAGAGGUCAGUUCAAGUGAAGAGGAAGAGAGCACCAUUUCUGAAAGCGAUAAUGUGGAAAGUUGGAUGCUGCUGGGAUGUGAAGUUGAUGAUAAAGAUGAUGAUAUCCUUCUCAAUCUUGUGGGAUGUGAAAAGUCUGUUAAUGAAGGAGAAGAUGGUGUAAACUGGUUCAUCAGUGACAAAGACGUUGAGGCCCAGAUAGGUAAUAAUAGAUCAUCUGGAAGAUGGACCCACCGAUACUAUUCAGCUAACAAAAAUGUCACCUGUAGAAAUUGUGACAAAUGUGGCCAUUUGUCAAAGAACUGCCCCUUUCCACAAAAAGUUCGCCCCUGCUGCCUCUGCUCUGAGAGAGGACAUCUCCAGUAUGCUUGUCCAGCCCGCUUCUGCUUAGACUGCUCUUUACCCAUGUCUUCCACUCACAGAUGUCUUGAAAGACCUUCCUGGAGAAAACGCUGUGACCGAUGUGAUAUGAUAGGCCACCAUGCUGAUGCUUGCCCAGAAAUCUGGAGGCAGUAUCACCUAACGACCAAACCUGGACCACCCAAAAAGCCGAAGACCCCUUCUGGACAAUCAGCCUUAGUGUAUUGCUACAACUGCGGGCAAGAAGGCCAUUAUGGACAUGAGUGUGCAGAAAGACGGAUGUUUAACCAGACCUUUCCAACAUCUCCAUUUAUCUACUACUAUGAUGACAAAUACGAAAUCCGGGAGAGGGAACAGAGAAUAAAACGAAAAGUAAAAGAACUGCAGAAAAAUGGAGAUUUUCCAAGGCAAUUCAAGAGGCCUCAUAUGGAAGCAGCAGAGAAGAGGGCCCACCGUGAUGUGAGGAAGAGGCACGCCUCAUGGAAAACCAACAGGUGGCCUCAGGAAGAGCAGGAAACCCAAAAAGAGAUGAUGAGCAGGAGCAAGAGAGAGCGCGAGAAGCACAGGAAGGCGGACAGGUGUCGCAAAGUGGAUGAGGACUUCCCCAGGGGCCCACACAUCCGCUCUUCUCCCAGUGCUCUCAGAGCCCAGAAGCCUCACAGGCCCUUUCAGCACUCGUCCCAUUAUCGCCAGCCAAGAGAAGACAGGCUGCCCAGAGAGGGCAGGCGGGGCAAGCACAGGAAAAAGGAGAGCCACUCGGAAGAUGAUGGCAGUGACCAUUUGCUUCUUAUUAAGCAGCGGAGGAAGAAGUCUAAGCUGUGAGGCAGCUUCUGACUUGGCUUUCCAGCGUUUGUCUGCUCUUCGUGUCUGUGGUCCUGGCGAUACUUUAUUAUCUGUGUUUAAAUGAAGUGAGGUUUUUGGGUUUUAAUCUCAGUCAUACCUAGACAAAGACUGGAGAUCCUAGUUCUCUGUCCAACAGGUUUAUUAGGUCAGAAAAGAGAGAAACUAGGACUUCCCCUGUUCUAUUGUGUCAUUUUUUACUCAGAGUCCCAGAGAUAGGGAGAAUUCGUCUUUUCAAGAAAACUUUUAAAAGAUAAUCUGAAAAAAAUAAAAGCUCAUCAAGUGUAAUUCAUCUGCAGUGUAUGCAAAGUCCUUGCAGGAAGAGAAAUUAAUGCUAAUAUGAAAAAUUCCUCUAUCCUUGUCAGCAUUACUUUCUUUAAUAUCAGAAAGGAUAAUAGCUAUGAAUCUAAAUCCAGCUUUUCUUGCUUUUGAAGCUGGUCAGAAUCUUCCUUUGGUCAGAGCAUCACAGGCUGGGAAAUGAAGGUGUCCCCAGGGUACUGGGCUGCAGCAAAAUGCGAGUACUGGACGCAUCGCGUAAAUGUCACAAGAAGUUGCCUGCGACAAGUGAAAAAGAGUCAUCAAAAAUUUUAAUGUAAUUUUAACAAAAUAGUUUUUACGAUUUUUACAGCCACGCUUCAAGAAUACUGUCACUCAGAUAUAUAGAGAUGAGUAUUGCUCAGCUUAAAAAAUUGUUUUGUUUUCAUGGGUUUUUUAACUAUCACAAAACUAUCCAGAAAUUUUUGUACUCGUGAACCUUUUGUACCUUUCAAAGCCUAAUGUUAGAAUAAGAAAAAUAAAAUGUCUGAAAUAGA
Equus quagga is the source of this 2933-nucleotide messenger RNA. It is a transcript of the gene ZCCHC7, whose product is annotated as zinc finger CCHC-type containing 7. Lineage: Eukaryota; Metazoa; Chordata; Mammalia; Perissodactyla; Equidae. Bases 460 to 2103 code for a protein of 547 amino acids. The record is from RefSeq and is a predicted model, not a curated record. Gene Ontology annotation, molecular function: zinc ion binding; nucleic acid binding. The transcript is spliced from 9 exons.